This is a messenger RNA of Dioscorea cayenensis subsp. rotundata (Guinea yam), 1287 nucleotides long. Its product is annotated as cytochrome P450 90B2-like. The transcript has 7 exons. The record is from RefSeq and is a predicted model, not a curated record. Gene Ontology annotation, biological process: sterol metabolic process. Gene Ontology annotation, molecular function: iron ion binding; monooxygenase activity; heme binding. Lineage: Eukaryota; Viridiplantae; Streptophyta; Magnoliopsida; Dioscoreales; Dioscoreaceae. The coding region runs from base 191 to 1072 and encodes 293 amino acids.
GAUGAUCACAAGAGGUUGCGCUCUAUAAUCUUCAACUUCUUGAAUGGUGAUAGGCUUCGAACCGCAUUUCUUGAUGAUGCUGAGCAAGUUAUGUCUUUCCUCUUGAGUUCUUGGAAUGAUGGUCCUAUAAUCUCCGCAAAGGAUGAAGCAAUGAAGUUUUCAUUCUAUAUUAUGAUGAAGGAGAUGUUGGAUGUGGAUCCUGGGAGAGCCUGAGAUGGAGAAACUGAUGAGAGAGUAUAAUGACUUCAUAAAAGGAGUUGCUGUUUUCCCUUUGAACAUACCAGGAACUUCAUACUGGAAAGCUUUGAAGUCAAGGGAGAAGAUACUAGAAAUUUUUAAGAGGAAGGUGGAAGAGAGAAAGAGAAUUAAUGGUGAUGAAAACCUUAGAAUGGAAAGAGAUGAUCUACUUAACUGGUUAAUGAAAAACACAACAAAUGGCUUUGAAGAGAUUGGUGAUACUUUGUUGCACACUCUCUUUGGUGGCCAUGAUACCACUUCAAGAGCCAUUUGUCUCUUGCUCUACUUCCUUGAUGGUUGUCCUAAAGCUAUUCAACAGUUAAGGGAAGAACAUCUUCAAGUUGUCAAGAUAAAAGAAGAUAGAGGUGAGAGUAAUAAACUGAACUGGGAUGACUUCAAAGCGAUGGAAUUCACCAAAUGUGUUAUAAAUGAAACUCUGAGACUGGGAAACAUUGCUGGAUUUUUACACAAGAAAGCAAGAACAGAGAUUGAAUUCAAAGGCUAUGUGAUUCCACAGGGUUGCACUGUUAUAACACACCUCUCAGCUGUGCACUUGGAUCCUAAUCUUUUUGAGAAUCCAAAUCAUUUUGACCCUUGGAGAUGGAUGGGAUUAAUAUCAGAUGUUUAUAAGAUGAAGAAUUUCAUGCCAUUUGGUGGAGGACCAAGACAAUGUCCUGGAGCAGAGCUUGCAAGAAUGGAGAUGAUGGUGUUUGUUCACCACCUUUUGUUGAAUUAUAGUUGGGAGUUGGCUGAGCCUGACCACCCAAUUACUCUCCCUUUCAUUGAGUUCCCCAAAGGUCUGCCUGUCAAGAUUCAACCAGUUCCACACAAAUAAAAUGUGGCUUAACCAACACUGGAUUGGUUGAGAUGGUUAGAGGGUUUAGGCUCUUCAAUAAGUGAUUCUGGGUUUGAAUUUUUGUGAAGGCCUAUAAUUCCUACUUCCUAGUGGCCCUGUGGAAAAGGCUAACCCCUGUAAUAGGCUCUCAAUAACCAUACUCUGAAUUAAUUUAAAAUUCAGAGGCUUUAGGAUAUCAAUGGUUAAAAAACUGA